AUGGAAAAAGAGUUAAAAGUGGAGUUAUUCACAGGCCCGUCUCAGGAGAUAGAUAAGCUAGGUAAAAAUGUAUCAGAUGUUGACAAGGCACAGGAGGAAAUGAAAGAUAAGCUGAAAAAUGUGAGUGACACAGGCAAAGUAAAUAAUGUUAUACAAGAAAUGAAACGCCUAAAAAUUAACAUUUUGGGUGUAAGUGAAACAAGAUGGCCUGACUCAGGAGAAAUGACCAUUGACAACAUGAAAGUAUAUUACUCGGGAAAUUCUGAUAGCCAGCACAGGAAUGGGGUAGGAAUAAUUUUAGAUGAGUAUGCUAGUAAAUCUGCCAAAAGCAUUUUACCAAUCUCAGAUAGAGUAAUCAGUCUACAUUUACAAACGAAGCAAACAAAUAUUAAUUUAAUCCAAAUCUAUGCUCCAACAGCCGACAAAGACCAAGAAGAAAUAGGAAAAUUUUAUGAAGAAUUAACACAAGCAAUAGGAACCUCAAAAAGCAGAGACAUUAUUAUCAUCAUGGGAGAUUUUAAUGCCAAAAUAGGUGAAGGAAGUGAAGGUGAUCUUAUCGGACCUUUUGGUUUAGGAACAAGAAAUGAAAGAGGAGAUUUGCUGUCACAAUUUUGCCAGGAAAACAAUCUGUGUACUACAAACACAUUUUUUAAACUCCCUAAACGAAGACUUUAUACUUGGAAAUCACCAAGAGACUGUAAUGAAGAAGUUUGCAGAAAUCAAAUCGAUUUCAUACUUAUAAACAAGAGGUACAAAACUUCUAUUCAUGGUGUGAAAACAUAUCCAGGAGCUGAUAUAUUUUCUGAUCAUAACCCUUUAGUAGCAAAGUUCCAUGUGAAACUGAAAGCCAUACAAAAGAAACAAAAGAAGGACUAUAUAAAUACAACUAUUCUAAGAGACCCCUUGACUAAACAAAAGACUUCUGAAGAAAUUAAUAAGGAAUUAGUUAGGAUAAAGAAUAAUCAAACAGAAGACAUUGAUGGCAAAUGGGAACUUAUAAAAGACACAUUAAAUAAUGCAUAUUUGCCUGAGGAAGUACAGGAACUGUCCAUAGAACUGAAUAAUUUAAAACUGAGCAGUAAGUUUGUACAGAAAAACCAAGAAAGAAUUAAUAAGGAUGUAAACAAUUUAAUGGAGAGAGCUGAUUUAGGAGUACUAGAUGAGGAUAUAACACUACAACAGAAGUUGUAUGCAGUGAGGUCAAUGUCUGCCAGUUCUGUUAUUAAGUUGCAGAUACUGUAA
Schistocerca cancellata (South American locust) is the source of this 1242-nucleotide messenger RNA. Its product is annotated as craniofacial development protein 2-like. Gene Ontology annotation, molecular function: catalytic activity. Gene Ontology annotation, cellular component: nucleus. Bases 1 to 1242 code for a protein of 413 amino acids. Gene Ontology annotation, biological process: chromatin remodeling. The record is from RefSeq and is a predicted model, not a curated record. Lineage: Eukaryota; Metazoa; Arthropoda; Insecta; Orthoptera; Acrididae. The transcript is spliced from 4 exons.